Musa acuminata AAA Group (dessert banana) is the source of this 2066-nucleotide messenger RNA. RefSeq names its product calnexin homolog. The record is from RefSeq and is a predicted model, not a curated record. Gene Ontology annotation, cellular component: endoplasmic reticulum membrane; endoplasmic reticulum. The coding region runs from base 36 to 1808 and encodes 590 amino acids. The transcript has 6 exons. NCBI's taxonomy places the organism in Eukaryota, Viridiplantae, Streptophyta, Magnoliopsida, Zingiberales, Musaceae. Gene Ontology annotation, molecular function: calcium ion binding. Gene Ontology annotation, biological process: protein folding.
CAGCAGCAGACCUUUUAUUGACGGUCGCGACCGGUAUGCGUCUCGCUCUCUCAUCGCCUCCUAAGCACGGAAGAGAGCGAGAGCGAGAUCCGUUCCCGUGGGUGCAUCUGCUCCGUCGGAUCAUUAGCUCUCUCAUUUGCAUCGUUCCCAAUCGCGAUCUUGCGCUAGGGUUCCUGCGGGAUCCACUGUUUCCCUUCACGAUGGGUGGAAGGAAGAUGGCCGCGCCGCUGCUCCUGCUGCUCAUCGCGUCCUCUCUCCUCCAGAUUUGGGCGUCGGAUCCGUUGUUCUACGAGUCGUUUGAUGAGCCUUUUGAAGGGCGAUGGAUCGUGUCCGAGAAGGAGGACUACACAGGUUUAUGGAAACACUCUAAGAGUGAUGGUCAUGAAGACUAUGGACUUCUUGUGAGCGAGAAGGCUAGGAAGUAUGCAAUAGUUAAGGAACUUGAUGAACCUAUCAUUCUCAAGGAUGGAACUGUCGUUCUACAGUUUGAGGUUCGACUACAGAAUGGACUUGAAUGUGGAGGGGCAUAUCUGAAGUACCUCCGUCCCCAGGAAGCUGGAUGGACUUCCAAGGGAUUUGACAAUGAUUCUCCAUAUUCUAUCAUGUUUGGACCUGAUAAAUGUGGAUCCACGAAUAAGGUGCAUUUCAUCCUUCAGCACAAGAAUCCCAAAACUGGGAAGUUUGUUGAACAUCACGUUAAGUACCCUCCAUCUGUCCCAUCUGACAAACUCUCUCAUGUCUAUACUGCUAUUUUGAAACCUGAUAAUGAGCUGAGAAUUCUGAUUGAUGGAGAGGAAAAGAAAAAAGCAAACUUCUUUUCUUCGGAUGACUUCGAACCAGCUCUUAUUCCACCCAAGAUCAUACCUGAUCCUGAUGAUAAGAAGCCUGAGGACUGGGAUGAGAGGGCUAAAAUUCCAGACCCUGAUGCUGUAAAGCCAGAUGACUGGGAUGAAGAUGCACCAAUGGAGAUUGAAGACGAGGAAGCUGUCAAGCCGGAAGGAUGGUUGGAUGAUGAACCUGAGGAAAUUGAUGAUCCAGAAGCCACAAAACCAGAAGACUGGGAUGAUGAAGAGGAUGGAGAAUGGGAAGCACCGAAAAUUGACAACCCAAAGUGUGAAGCAGCACCUGGCUGUGGAGAGUGGAAGAUGCCAAUGAAGAGGAAUCCAGCAUAUAAGGGAAAAUGGCAUGCACCUUUAAUUGAUAACCCGAACUACAAGGGUAUCUGGAAGCCACAGCAGAUAGACAACCCUGAUUAUUUUGAGCUUGACAAACCAGAUUUUGAGCCAAUUACUGCUAUCGGUAUUGAGAUAUGGACAAUGCAGGAUGGCAUUCUCUUUGACAAUAUUCUGAUAGCUAGUGAUGAGAAGGUGGCUGAGUCAUAUAGGAUGGAGACAUGGAAGCCUAAAUAUGAAGUUGAGAAAGAAAAGCAGAAGGCUGAAGAUGCUUCUGUAUCUUCAGAUGGCCUUUCAGGUUUCCAGAAGAAAGUAUUUGAUGUUCUUUACAAGUUUGCAGACAUUCCCUUCUUGGAGUCCCACAAGAUCAAAAUUAUUGAUGUCAUUGAGAAGGCAGAGAAACAACCUAACCUCACUAUUGGGAUCCUGGCAUCCAUUCUGGUGGUAAUUCUUACUGUCAUAUUCAGGAUUCUAUUUGGCGGGAAGAAGCCUCAGGCCCCAGUUGCACCAACCACUGAAACUAACAACUCUGGAGCUGCUGAGACUGAAGCUACAGGAGGCAGCGAGGAGAGAGAGGAGAACGAGAAAGAUGAUGCAUCAGCCCCGCGCCCCAGGAGAUCUAGGAGGGAGACAUAAGGCAGCCAGGUCUCAGAUUUUGAAUGAGGUAUUCGUUUUAGGUGUUUUCCAUUCGAGCGGGUGUGAGGCUUGUGAACCAAUGUCAUUGGCUGAAAGCAAAACAGACUCGCAUUUUUUGCCUCCCUAGCUUGUGUUUUCUGGUCAGAGUGAGUUCAGGCGUAAUCUUAUUGUACUUGUAAGUCUUCAAAGGAUCUUUAUGGCUCGGUUAUCCUCUUAGGAACUCUUUUGAGUACUAUGGAAAAUCAACUUCUAGUAGAA